Molecule: messenger RNA, 425 nt
Organism: Parathielavia appendiculata
Lineage: Eukaryota; Fungi; Ascomycota; Sordariomycetes; Sordariales; Chaetomiaceae
Exons: 1
Coding region: 85-363 (92 amino acids)
Source: RefSeq, a predicted model, not a curated record
UCCUUUCAUUCUUCAUUCCCUUCUGCAUGGUUCAUCCGCCAGCGCCGAAAUUUGUCUCACUCGGAUCUGGGUUCAUGGUUUAUCAUGCUUUGCUUUGCUCUUCUUUUCUUCCUUCUGGCGUUGGGAUUUUCGAAGAGGCUCGGUUUCGUCGCCCCUAGACGAAACGGCGUAGCCACGCCGAAGUGCGGUACAGGUGGACGGGCUUUUCUAUGUUGUGCUGGAUUUGUUUUCAGCACAGGGCAUGGGGCGGGCACAAUUGGUUCGGCUUUUAUCGCUUGCUUGCUUCGCUUGCAUCGGGCCAUCGGUGGCAGGAUUCUCUCAGUUUCUUUCGUUCUAUUUCCUCAUUUUGUUUUUAUGUCAUAACCUGCUAUUUGUUUGUAUGCCUACGUCACGUUUCUGGUCCAUUGAUACUACAGCCACCCCGC